This is a messenger RNA of Microdochium trichocladiopsis, 1186 nucleotides long. Its product is annotated as DUF218 domain-containing protein. Lineage: Eukaryota; Fungi; Ascomycota; Sordariomycetes; Xylariales; Microdochiaceae. Bases 148 to 849 code for a protein of 233 amino acids. The record is from RefSeq and is a predicted model, not a curated record. The transcript has a single exon. Gene Ontology annotation, cellular component: plasma membrane.
AGGUUUUGCUGCUUCACUCUGGCCGGCAUCCCCAAAUACAUCUCUAGGCAUUUCCUGCCUUUUCUUCAAUCGUUAUUCUGGCUCCAAGCAUGCGGUCGAUGCGCUUUUGUAACCUCUGAACCGUUGAGACAUUUAACACACCUCGACAUGGCGACGCACAGGCCGGUCGACGCCGAUGCCCAAUUGGUAUACAACUACCACCGUAUGUCCAUGCCAUUGCCCAGCCACGCCGACGCCAUAUUCUGUCUGUGCAGCCUCGACACGCGCGUGGCUCGCCGCGCUGCAGAGCUCUUCCUCUCGGAACAAUCUUCCUCAUCGAAGGGGGACCAGGAUGGCGGCGACGACGACAAAGUCAAAUAUCUCAUCUUCUCUGGCGGCUCGGGCAAGCUGACUGAAUCGCGCUUCGAUAAGCCCGAGGCAGAGGUGUUUGCCGAUAUCGCGCGUAAGAUGGGCGUGUCGGACGACAAGAUCAUCGUCGAGCCACGAUCCACCAACACGGGCGAGAAUGUGCGCUUCACGUGGGCCCUGCUGCAGGAUAGGGAGAUCCAGGUCAAGUCGCUGGUGCUGGUGCAGAAGCCGUACAUGGAGCGCCGGACGUACGCAACUUUCAAGAAGCAAUGGCCGGAUCUGGGCGCCGACAUUGCAGUCACGUCGCCACAGCUCGAGUGGGAAGAGUACCCAGACGCGGAGAACCCACGGGAUCUCGUUGUCAGUAUUGCGGUAGGCGAUCUGAUCAGGAUCAGGGAGUAUCCGGCAAAAGGAUUCCAGAUCGAGCAAGAAAUUCCCGAUAAGGUGUGGGAAGCUGGGCAGAGGCUUGUGGCUGUUGGGUAUGAUACUCACCUACCUUGACAACAUCCAUGGGUACAUUCAAGCGCAAGCAGCUCGUGGAUUUGUACUGUUCUACUAGACUGUAGACGCCAGAGCCAACAUCAACAGCCGGAGCUCAAGAGACCAGCCACGCUACGCCAUAAGGAAUGUCUGGCGAUUUUCCGACCUAUCCUGGAAGUAAUGAACAUCAAUAUGAUACUUCCCUGGCUCGACACCUGUGAAAUAUAGUUACUUCAUAUCGCUGAUUGAGUUCGCAUAUCCUUGGUGUUCCGCCUAGUUGGCAGCAUCAUUUGCGCUCGCCUAACGACUCCGGUUUCCAGAUCAACGUGACGAGCGUCAUUUAGGUGAAGUAGAAGAG